AAAAUGAAAGAUUACUAAUGUUUUAGUUAAUUAGGUUUUUCUUUCAUUUUUUUUGUAAUAAUACUUAUAUUUUUUGUUUUAUAUUAGUAUUAUAUAGAGAGAGAGAGCCGAUAGACAAUAAUAAUAAUAAUAAUAAUAAUAAUACCAAUUGACUGAUUGAUUAACAAACAAACCAAAAAAAAAUAUGUUUAAAUUUAACAUAUUUUUCAUAACUAUAAUCACAUUGUUUGUAAUCAAAACAAAUGGUGUGAUUAGUGAUACUUUAGGAGAAAAAAAUCAAGUUUUCAAUAAUAAUGAUAAUAAUAAUACUAUCAAUAAUAAUAGCAGUGUAGCGGCGGUGGCGGCGGCACCGGUAGAUAGUCCACAAUCGGGAUCAUUGGCCAGCAAUCUAAACAACAACAACAACAACAACAAUAGUACCACAAAUGGACAGUUGGCCAAUGCUACAGCUGCUGUUGAACAGGGAUCUAAUUUAACUACUAGUGCACCUGUUGCUGCUGCUGCUGCUGCUGUUGGACAGGUAUCUAACUUAACUACUAGUGUGCCUACUGCUGCUGCUGCUGUUGGACAGGUAUCUAGUUUAACUAAUAAUGCACCUGCUGCUGGACAUGGGUCUAAUUUAGCAACCAAUGUACCUGUUGAUGCUGCUUUUGGACAGGUAUCUAGUUUAACUAAUAAUGCACCUGCUGCUGGACAUGGGUCUAAUUUAGCAACCAAUGUACCUGCUGCUGCUGCUAAUGGACAGGGAUCUAAUGUACAAACCAAUGUACCUGCUGCUGCUGCUAAUGGACAGGGAUCUAAUGUACAAACCAAUGUACCUGCUGCUGCUGCUAAUGGACAGGGAUCUAAUGUACAAACCAAUGUACCUGCUGCUGCUGCUAAUGGACAGGAAUCUAAUGUACAAACCAAUGUACCUGCUGCUGCUGCUAAUGGACAGGGAUCUAAUGUACAAACCAAUGUACCUGCUGCUGCUGCUAAUGGACAGGGAUCUAAUGUACAAACCAAUGUACCUGCUGCUGCUGCUAAUGGACAGGGAUCUAAUGUACAAACCAAUGUACCUGCUGCUGCUGCUAAUGGACAGGGAUCUAAUGUACAAACCAAUGUACCUGCUGCUGCUGCUGGACAGGGAUCUAGUGUAUCCAUCAGUAGACCUGCUGGUAGUGGAAACAAUGCACCUGUAUCCAUAAUAACAACACGGCGCCGAUCACGAAACACUAGGAACAGUAGAAAACUAUUCAAUAGACUAUUUAAUCGACCGGCAGAUGAUAGUAGUCAACUAGCACCUGGGUCAUUGGGUCGUAAUCUUAAACGUAUAUUCAGGCUACUGAAUCAACUAUUGAAUAGUGGAUCCGGCAAAAAGGCACCGGUACCUAGACCAGGAUCAUUGGGCCGUAAUCUUAAACGUAUAUUCAGACUAUUGAAUCAGCUAUUGAACGGUAGAUCCUCCGGCAAACAAACACCGAGACCAGGAUCUCUGGGUCGUAAUCUUAAACGUACAUUCAGGCUAUUGAAUCAAUUACUAAAUAGCGGGUCCAAACAGGGAUCGGCACCUGGAUCACUGGGUCGUAACCUUAAGCGUACCUUCAGGCUAUUGAAUCAACUAUUGAAUGGUAGAUCCGGCAAACAGGCACCAGGAUCAUUGGGUCGUAACCUUAAACGUACAUUUAGGCUACUGAAUCAACUAUUGAAUGGCGGGUCCAAACAGGGAUCGGCACCUGGAUCACUGGGUCGUAAUCUUAAACGAACAUUCAGGUUACUGAAUCAGUUAUUGAAUGGUGGAAAAAAUCAGGGACAGGCACCUGGAUCACUGGGUCGCAAUCUUAAACGUACAUUUAGGCUGCUAAACCAAUUAUUGAAUGGUAAAUCCAAUCAGGGAUCGGCACCUGGAUCAUUGGGUCGUAACCUUAAACGUCUAUUCAGGCUACUGAAUCAACUAUUUAAUGGUGUGCCCAAUAGUCAGUCACCGACACUGGUGACAACCUAUCGACCCGGAUCAUUGGGCCGUAACAUUAAGCGUACUGUACGUCUAUUGAAUCAACUAUUCGGAAAUGCACCGGGACCAUUGGGUGCUGAUAUCAGAAAAAUUGUUGGACUAUUGAAUCAACUAGUCAAUAAUGAACCGGCAUCAUCAUCAGCACCAGUAUUAUCAACGCUUAAAUAUCGACCCGGAUCAUUCAAAGAUAACAUAAAACAUAUUAUAGGUCAAUUGAAUCAGUUAUUUGAAAAUGCACCGGGAUCUAUGGGUGCUGAUAUCAAAAAAAUUAUAGGCCUAUUGAAUCAACUAUACAAUAAGGCACCGGUAGCAUCAGCAGGAGUAGCAUUAUCAUCGCCACAAUAUCGACCCGGAUCAUUGAAACGUAACAUCAAGCGUACAAUAAAGCUAUUGAAUCAAUUGUUUGCAAAUGCACCGGGACCUAUUGGUGCUGAUAUCAAAAAAAUUAUAAGUCUAUUGAAUCAAAUAUUCAAUCAGGCACCGGUAUCAUCAGCAGCACCAGCAUUAUCAACGCCUAAAUAUCGACCCGGAUCAUUGAAACGUAACAUUAGACGUAUUAUAGGUCUAUUGAAUAAGCUAUUUGAAAAUGCACCGGGACCUAUGGGUGCUGAUAUCAAAAAAAUUAUAGGCCUAUUGAAUCAACAAUUCAAUAAAGCACCGGUAGCAGCAUUAUCAUCGCCAAAAUAUCGACCCGGAUCAUUGAAACGUAACAUCAAGCGUACAAUUGUUUUAUUGAAUAAAUUAUUUAAAAAUGCACCGGGACCAAUGGGUGGUGAUAUCAAAAAAAUUAUAGCCCUAUUGAACCAACUAUUUAAUAAGGCACCGGUAGCGUCAGCAUUAUCAACACCAAAAUAUCGACCCGGAUCAUUAAAACGUAACAUCAAGCGUACUGUACGUCUAUUGAAUAAAUUAUUUGCAAAUGCACCGGGACCAAUGGGUGCUGAAAUUAAAAAAAUCCUAAAUCUAUUGAAUCAACUAUUCAAUAAGGCACCGGUAUCAUCAGCAGCAUUAUCAACAUCAAAAUAUCGACCCGGAUCAUUGAAACGUAACAUCAAGCGUACUGUACGUCUAUUGAAUCAACUAUUUGGUAAUGCACCGGGACCUAUGGGUGCUGAUAUCAGAAAAAUAUUGAGUCUAUUGAAUCAACUAUUCAAUCAGGCACCGGUAUCAUCAGCAUCAUCAUCAGCAGCAGUAGCAUUAUCAUCGCCAAAAUAUCGACCCGGAUCAUUGAACCGUAACAUCAAGCGUACGGUACGCCUAUUGAAUCAACUAUUUGGUAAUGCACCGGGACCUGUGGGUGCUGAAAUCAAAAAAAUCCUAAAUCUAUUGAACCAAUUAUUUGACGCUAAUGGACCCAAUCGGGCACCGGUAGCUGCUAGUACUUUGGUAGCCAGCGAUGGUAUAACCCAAGCACCUGAUUGUGGCCAGGGAGUCAAUCCAAAUCCCAGUGCACCUAAUGGACAGGUAUCUAAGCAAACAAUCAGUUCCAGCAUAAUUCAAGCGAACAAUUAUUAACAAAAAAAAUAGUAUAUUAAAUAAAUAUAUAUAUAUAUAAA
Messenger RNA from Oppia nitens, 3549 nucleotides. RefSeq lists its product as uncharacterized. Lineage: Eukaryota; Metazoa; Arthropoda; Arachnida; Sarcoptiformes; Oppiidae. The coding region runs from base 185 to 3508 and encodes 1107 amino acids. The record is from RefSeq and is a predicted model, not a curated record. The transcript is spliced from 3 exons.